UUUGUAGUGUGGGAAAAUUAUUUUUAAAAGAAUAAGUGCAGAAAAUCAUAAAUUAUAAUAAAACAAUGACAGAGCGAGUACGCGAGAUACGCAUGCUAAGUGCGUUAGAAAGGAUUCAACAAAACAGCGGGAUCGCACGUGUUGUUAUUGUUAACUUAGCUUUGACUAAAGUUUUGGAAUUUGAACUUUAAAAUAAGAGCAAUAAGUAACAUUUUGUGUCAUUUAAUGUGUAUAGCUUUUGUUAACUAAUAUUUUCUUACGCCGGCAGUCGGCAGUCGGCACUUGUUAAGUGCAGUGCUCGAAGCUUUCGACAUCGCGUGUGUGUGACGGUUCCUUCCGUAACUUACGAUUUACUAAGUAUUGUUUGAUCGCUCUAUUGACGACUUCGGCUAGUGUUCCUGGACUUUUGAUUGCUCUCUUGACAACUCCGGCUCGUAUUUUAGGACUGUUUGAUUGCUCUUACGAAGACAUCGGCUAAUGUUUCUGGACUUCUCCAUAACAUCAAAUCCAGUGAACUCUACAAAUUGGGUGAGUACAAUUUAUUUCAAACAUUGUUACAAAAUCAUGAUUUACAAGUGUAAAUGUCAUAAGUCAACUCAUAACAGCAUUGUAAAUCCAAGGCAAUAGAAAAAGUGGAAGUUGGUUGUGCAUAGGUAGGUAGGUACCCACCUAGCGAACUAGUGAUAAAAGGUAACAUAAUUUAUCUAUACAUAUAAUAAAAUUGUAGAAAAGUGGUGUCUGUACAAUGGAAAUAUAUAUAAAAAAAGUAGCAGGGGUUGUUAUUAUAUCGAUGCCGAAGCCGUAUUUGUAAUAUAUGUAUAAUUUUUUUGUCUGUUUGUCUGUGUGUUUGUGCACGCUAAUAUCAGAAACGGCUCAUUCGAUUUAGAUGCUGUUUUCAGUAAUAUAUUGUAGUAAGCUUCACUUAACAUUUAGUGUUUAUUUCAUUUCAAUCGGUUCAUAAAUAAAAAAGUUAUGUCAUAUAACGUUCUACACAAAUAGCAUUUUACACAAAAAACUCAUUGAUACGUUUCGGCAUCCAUGCGAACGAAGUCGCGGGCACAGCUAGUCACUAAUAUUAUUAGAUAUGUAUAUUCAAAUCAUAUUAUUAUAUAUCAAUGGUGGUUGUUACUACAAGUGGUAUAAGUGUGUAAUUUGAAACACGUUUAAGACAUAGGUGUAAGUUUAUAAAACUAAAUUGUUAUAUUGACCAGUCACCUAAACUUUUAUUCAGCUUCUUUUUAGAACAUAUUUUUAUUACUAGCUGUGCCCGCGACUUCGGUCGCAUGGAUCCCGAAACGUAUCAAUGAGUUUUUUUGUGUAAAGUGCUAUUUGUGUAGAACGCGGUUAUAUGACAUAACUUUUUUAUUUAUGAACCGAUUGACAUGAAAUAAACACUAAAUGUUAAGUGAAGCUUACUACAAUAUAUUAGUGAAAACCGCGUGUAAAUCGAAUAAGCCGUUUCUGAUAUUAGCGUGCACAAACACACAGACAAACAGACAAAAAAAAAUAUUUUUACAAAUUCGGGUUCGGCUUCGAUAUAAUAACAACCCCUGCUACUUUUUUUAUAUAUAUUUCCAUUGUACAGACACCACAUUUCUACAAUUUUAUUAUAUGUAUAGAUAGUGCACCCAGAAACACUCAGAACCUUGAAUAAGAAAUUAAGAGAAUUCAUUUUCACAGUUUAGUUUUGUUUUUAACGCAAAAGUAAACUAAUGUGGCUCCAAAAACAUUAAAAUAGAGCGUGCUAUAUUGAAUACUUUUGUGGCUAAGCCACGAUAAAAUAUUGUGCUAGCUGGGUAGGGGAUACCUCAGAUACCUGCCUUUUGUGGUUUCAAUCACUCAACGUGGAGCAAAUAUUUUUGUGAUGAACUGGGGAGCACAAGUACUUGUAUGUACCAUGUCUGGGUGUACAAAAUAUUUAAAUAAUCUGCGGUCAAAACUGAACGUGUGCAAUUGCGUCCUACCUAUUCUGUCAAUAAAAUAGCGCGACGUAACUUUCAAGCCUUACCUGCCUAAUCUAGCGUAAAUUAAAUUGUCCCAGGCUAUUUUUUAUUUUUACUUUUUUUUUUAGGUUAUGGAUCCCUACGAAAAUCCACUACCAUCCUGCUCUUGGAGAGCCCUCCUUGGGAUUUCCCUGGGAUCGAAGAAAGUCUAGGAGCCAUGGAAUCUUUGAAUUCAACUCCGCCUUUGAACCAGCCACCUUUAGCUUUAACUGACUCCGAGCUUUUGGGAAUCCUGUCUGAAAAUUUGUCGACGACGAGACGAGAUGGAUACAGUUUACGAAGACGACGACGACUGCGAAAUAAAUUUAGAUGAGCGAGAAGAAAUGGUACCUCUCGACACAUUUAUUGAUGAAUGGCAACCAGGGAAUCCUGAUCAGUUUAUGGAACUGCCUUUUACCAGGACAACAGGUCUUCAAGAAGAUAUAGGUGACACACCUAUAAGUUAUUUUAAUGCUUUAUGCAAUGAUGAAUUACUGAGUUUAUUAACUCGCUCUACCAAUGAGUAUGGGGAACGUGAAAAAGCUACAAGCAGAAGUGCACAAAGCAGAGCCAGGUUUUGGAAACCUGUAAGUUGCAGCGAUAUAAAAUUAUUUUUUGGGCUUUUAUUCCACAUGGGAUUCAUCAAAAUUAAUAGACUGUCCGACUAUUGGAAAACCGACACAUUUUUUAACCAACCAAUAUUUGCAAAAGCAAUGUCGCGUAAUACUUUUUUAUUAAUUUUAAGAAUGUUGUGUGUGAAUGUAGGAGGAACUACAAGUAAUUGUAAAAUUAAACCAAUAAUUGAUUAUUUCAACAAAAGGAUGUUAGAAAUUUAUUACCCUACGAAAGCCAUAGUAAUUGACGAAUCAAUGAUGUUAUGGAGAGGAAGAUUAAGAAUACGACAGUAUAUGAAAGGAAAGAAAAAUAAGUAUGGUCUAAAGUUUUAUGCACUUGCUGAUCAGCUGGGGGUUGUGCUAAAAUUGCAUUUGUACGGUGGUGCCACUGAUACGCUUGUUGGUGGAACAAACCAUGUUAAAAAAGUUGUAAAGCAUUUAAUGGAUGCAUAUAUAAAUGCGGGACAUCAUUUGUUCAUGGAUAAUUUUUAUACAAGCGUGGAUCUGGUGGAUGAGUUAUAUUAUAAAGAUACUUAUUGUACAGGAACACUAAGAAAAAUGAGGAAAAGCAAUCCUAAAACAGUUUUAAAUACUAAAUUAAAAAAGGGUGAAUUAUGCAUACAACAUAAAAAUAACAUUUGCGUAAUUAAAUGGAUGGAUUAAAGGGAGGUGUUGGCUAUCUCA
Molecule: messenger RNA, 3280 nt
Organism: Trichoplusia ni (cabbage looper)
Lineage: Eukaryota; Metazoa; Arthropoda; Insecta; Lepidoptera; Noctuidae
Product: piggyBac transposable element-derived protein 4-like
Exons: 1
Coding region: 2267-3259 (330 amino acids)
Source: RefSeq, a predicted model, not a curated record